Messenger RNA from Calliphora vicina (urban bluebottle blowfly), 560 nucleotides. RefSeq names its product multiple coagulation factor deficiency protein 2 homolog. The transcript is spliced from 4 exons. Lineage: Eukaryota; Metazoa; Arthropoda; Insecta; Diptera; Calliphoridae. The coding region runs from base 9 to 518 and encodes 169 amino acids. Gene Ontology annotation, molecular function: calcium ion binding. The record is from RefSeq and is a predicted model, not a curated record.
AUUAAGUUAUGAUGUGUAAAAUGUUAAAUGUAGUUAAUUUUAUAAUAUGUGUUGCAACUUUUAGUCAAACAAUUGCUUCGAGUCUAGCUAUAAAACGGGGUCCACAUCAUCCGCGAAGUGAACAAUCAAAGACUCGAAAAGUUGACCAGCAUUUAACUCAUGAAGAACAUCACAUCGAGGAUGAUUUAAAAGAAAUGGGAAUCAGUGCAAAUUUGGAUGAGAUGUCGGAAGAGGAAAAAAACUUUUAUUAUUUCAAGGUACACGACAGUGACAAUAACAAUGCAUUAGAUGGCUUAGAAAUGCUACAAGCUGCAAUACAUCAAGAUGAAAAUUUUAAAAAACUCGAUCGUGACAAUUACAUUCAAAACGCCAAUGAAGAACUUGAUCAUAUCAUAGCGGUUAUAGAUGAAUUUCUUCAACUUGCUGACGCUAACAAGGACGGACUGCUACAUUAUCCAGAAUAUGUGAAAGCUGUGACUGGUGUCGCGGAAGAAGAAACACCAUUAAAUAACGUGUAAUUUUAAAUGUUAAGACGCCAUAUUUGGAAAGUUAAAGAUCAA